Phyllopteryx taeniolatus (common seadragon) is the source of this 2727-nucleotide messenger RNA. RefSeq names its product oocyte zinc finger protein XlCOF22-like. The transcript is spliced from 3 exons. NCBI's taxonomy places the organism in Eukaryota, Metazoa, Chordata, Actinopteri, Syngnathiformes, Syngnathidae. The record is from RefSeq and is a predicted model, not a curated record. The coding region runs from base 307 to 2277 and encodes 656 amino acids.
GUCGGCCAAGCGCCAAAUAAUCCCACGAAGAAUAAGGGGAGCGGCAGAAGGACUCACGGAGGAGUUGACGCUCUUGCUUAAAUCUUGCUGAAUUUCUACCGAAGGCGCUGAAUCCUCGACGCAGGACGUCCCCGGUCGCUACUUCGCUGGAUUAAAACAUCGUUAAUUACAUCUUCGUGGCCGGUUGAACUCGUCUUGCGCACAUUUGAAGCUUCGCGGCCUAGCUUAGCACAGCUUAGCUCGCUAACAAAGAGACGCGUUUGUGAUCAGCGCGAGCGUAAAAGUGCUUUUGUUUACCGUGUGAAAAUGUGUACAAGAAUGACAGUCGAGUACGAGGAGGAACUUUGGGAACCAGAAAACGAGAACGAGCGACAACGUCAACUGCUGGACGCUUUUUGCAAGAUGCAGCCGAGAGUUGUCUUACGCAGAGCAGACGUCAGUGGAGAUCUUUGUCCCAAGCCACAGGAGCCAGACUCUCCUCCCAUUAAAGAGGAAGAGGAGGACGAAGAUGUCACCCACAUUAAAGAGGAAGAGGAGGGAGAAGAGGUCCCCCACAUUAAAGAGGAAGAGGAGGAGGAGGAUAUCACCAAGUUGCCACUGAGUGGUGUGCCUUUAAAGAGUGAAGAUGAAGGUCAAAGUGAGGCGAGCAGAGGGGCGGAGCCUCUAAACUGCAGCAGCUCAAGUCAACACAUGACAACAGAAGGUGAUGGAGACCACUGUGAAGGAUCACAAGCAAACGGCCUCUUACCUCCACUAUCAGAUAGUGAUGACAUAACGUCACACUCUCCUCACCCUGAUGAUGAUGAUGAACAGUCAGAAGGUCAUAAGAGAGGGCACGCUGAUGACAAACGCUGGAAAUGUUCUCCAUGUGGGAAAACCUUUACUUCUAAGUGGAAUUUGAAACAACACAUGAGAACACACACUGGAGAGAAACCUUUUGCUUGCUCAGAUUGUGGUCAGAGAUUCUCUGAAAAAGGAAGUUUGACCAAACACACAAGAAAACACACUGGCGAGAAACCUUUUUGCUGCUCAGUUUGCAGUCAAAGAUUUUCUCAGAAGGGAGACCUAAAAAUACACACAAGAACCCACACUGGGGAGAAACCGUUUGCCUGCUCAGUUUGUGGUCAAAGAUUCUCUCGAAAGGGAAUCUUAAGAAGUCACUCAAGAAUCCACACUGGAGAGAAACCUUUUGUCUGCUCAGUUUGUGGUCAAAGAUUCUCUCGAAAAGGAAUCUUAAGAAGUCACUCAAGAACCCACACAGGAGACAAACCUUUUGCCUGCCCAAUUUGUGGCCAAAGGUUCUCUUUGAAGGGAUAUUUAAAAAGACACGCAAGAACACACACUGACAUCAAUGUAGACAAUCCAGAGCAACAGGAGCCAGAGCUCCCUCGCAUCAAAGAGGAGGAGGAGGAGGACGACAAAGAGCUCCCCCACAUUAAAAAGGAAGUGGAGGUGGAGGAGGAGCACCUCCAGAUCAAAGUGGAAGAGCCAUCAGAAGAGGAGGAGGAAAUCACCAAGUUGCCAUCAACUGGUAUCCCUUUGAAGAGUGAAGAUGAAGGUCCAAGUGAAGCGAGCAGAGGGGCAGAGCCUCCAAGCAGCAGCAGCAGCAGCAGCAACUCAAGUCAACACAUAACAACAGAAGGUGAUGGAGACCACUGUGGAGGAUCACAAACGGAUGGCCUCAUAGCUCCACUAUCCGAGAGUAACACUGAUGAUGAUGAUGAUGAUAAUGAACAACAGUCUGACAGUGCCUUUGAUGACAAACCCUGGAAAUGUUCACAGUGUAGGGAAACUUUUGCUUUUAAGAGCCGUUUGAAAAGUCAUAUGAUGAGCCACACUGGAGAGAAACCUUUUAUCUGCUCAGUUUGUGGUCAAAGAUUUACUCAAAUAAAUACUUUGACAGCACACACAAGAAUACACACUGGUGAAAAACCUUUUUCCUGCUCAGUUUGUGGGCAAAGAUUCUCCCAGAAGGGACCCUUAAUAUGUCACACAAGAACCCACACUGGUGAGAAACCGUUUGCCUGCUCAGUUUGCGGUAAAGCAUUCACUACAAAAUCAGAUUUAAAAAUACACACAAGAACACACACAGGUGAGAAACCUUUUGCCUGUUCGGCUUGUGGCCAAAGAUUCUCUCAGAAGGGAAACUUAAAAACACACGUUAGAACGCACACCGGCGAGAAAGCUGUUGCCUGCUCAGUUUGUGGUCAAAGAUUCUCUUAUAAAUACCAGUCCAAGAAUCACAAGUGUGCUGAUCAAUAUAGCCGUGAUAAAUAAAGGUUUAAAAGAAAGUGUCAAUGUUUUCACGCCAGGCUUUGACUCGAUCACGACUGGACUGUUGUGGUUCUCUCCGAAGACAUUUGGCCUCUCAUCUGAACAGGCUUCAUGUUCAUGCGCCAAGGCUAGACAGCUCUAAUUUCAGGUUACAGCUGUCCUCACUGGUCUUGGCGCACAUGCAAGGUCUUCUAAGACGACCAGCACAGUCCAGUCCAAUGAGAAAAUUGGGUAUCGACGUUCAAUUAUGAAAAUAAUGGCUGUGACACUGAUUUUGAACAGUCUUGUAUUCUCGCUCCCUUGUUGUAUUUUGCAUAUCUUCUUGUUCUGUUUAAAGCUUUUUAAAGCCUUGCUGUGGGCAAGAGUUAACAAUUAGCACUUGUGCUAAAACUUUUGUAGAAAUACAGCUGCUUUGUCCAAUGUUUAUGUCAUGUCCAUAAUAUCAAAUAAAUG